Molecule: messenger RNA, 2766 nt
Organism: Oncorhynchus keta (chum salmon)
Lineage: Eukaryota; Metazoa; Chordata; Actinopteri; Salmoniformes; Salmonidae
Product: zinc finger protein 239-like
Exons: 3
Coding region: 1096-2097 (333 amino acids)
Biological process (GO): regulation of transcription by RNA polymerase II
Molecular function (GO): DNA-binding transcription factor activity, RNA polymerase II-specific; RNA polymerase II cis-regulatory region sequence-specific DNA binding
Source: RefSeq, a predicted model, not a curated record
ACUUUGUAGUAAAGUCUCAUUGAAUUUACAAGUUCCAGUAUCUGAAAUAUAUUUUGAUUCAAAUGAUCGAAUUGAAAAUUCUUCCUUAGUUGUUGAACAUAUUAUUACUUCAAACUGUUGAAGGUGACAGGUACGUUUUCAUUUUCGUCAAAAACAACUUUUUGAUUUGACGGCCUGCAUAUGCGCAGUUCGGCCCGAGACGACAUUUGACCUGAUGACUCUGGUUUGGAGUUUUACCCGUUCUGCCAGCAAGAAUAAGGCUGUGACCUCGGGGAUUUUCCUUCAAAAUAAUAGUCCCACAAUGAAGAUCGUGAAAAAUAAUAUAAAAUGUUAUACAUUUAGACCAUUUGUAAGGAAAUGUUAGCAGACUUAGAAUUUUGUUUAACAAUAUAAUAAAAAUAAAAAAAGUUAGUCGCCUUUAUGGCUCAGGUAAUAUUAUAGCAUCGACAUUAUUGUUAACAGCACUUCUGGUUUCAAAAUCUACAAAGUUUAUAUUCAGAGGAGCAUCGCUGCAGAUAAUUUUGUUGACCAUUCAGGUGUAAAUAUUUUAUAUAUAUUUUUAAAAUACUUGUAAUUAUUAUUUGUAUGAUAACUAGUAUGAAAUAUUUUGAUAAUUGUGCACAUUUUCCAUCAUUUUCACAAUAAUUAUAAAUUUACAAAAUGUACAGGAUGGGACAUUUAUUUUGAAGGAUUUCAAAAAUCGGUGACCCGGAAGUACUUAUGUAUUCUUGCCCGCUUCACCGUCGGUUUGAUUUUGCAUACCUUGUUAGAAAUAAAGAAAGAUCAAGUGACUCAACUGAAGAGGCUACCUAACUCUCAUUUGACUGAAAAUGUCUAAACUAGAUUUGUUGCGUGUGUUUUUAAAUGAGCGCUUAACUGCGGCUGCGGCGGAGAUUUUCGGGGCCGUUGAGAAAACGGUAGUGGAGUAUCAGGAGGAGAAUCAUCGGCUUCGUGGACUGCUGCGGAUUACACCGGGGAUAAAACUAUGCAAAAGAGUUCAUUCUUCCAUCAUAUGUACUGCUGAUUCUCAAGAUCUUGCACACUAAUGAGAUGCUAUUGAGCCCACACUAUGAAACCGUCUGAGCCAAGGACUACAUGCUGUCUGACUCCCUGCAGCUCUCUCUCGCUGUCUCUGAAGAGGAGGUUCUCCCUGAGCAGCAGCACUGUGAGCCGGAGUGGAGCCCCAGUCUGGGGCAGGAGGACCCCGAGCCCACACAGAUUAAAGAGGAACAGGAGGAAGUCAGGACCAGUCAGAAGGAAGAGCAGCUUCAAGGGCUGGAGGCUGAUAUCAUAGAGUUCCAAUUCACUCCUUCCUGUGCGAAAAGUGAAUGUGAUCAGGAGGACCCACUUUGGUCCUUGACUCUUCCCCAAACCCAGACUGUGGAGAACAGAGAGAGUGACCCUAAACAUUUUGCCACUGUGACCCACCUAAAGGGUUUUGAUAUUCCCUGUGACCCUCCAGAUAAUCAAAGCAAUACGUCCAGCCACAGCUCAGCCAAAAGCAGCGACCCACUAGGACAUGACAGCAGCCAACCAUUGGAUCCGAACCUACCAAUGGGGGAACAUUGUUCCAAACCCAGCACCAUAUCUAUAAAAGCUUACCGCUGCCGGGACUGUGGCAAAACGUUUCCUCUGAAAGCGGGCUUGCAGAGGCAUGUGAAUCUCGACAAGAAGAGGCUCAGUGAAUGCCACUUCUGCAAAAAACAGUACAACUCCACCUGUAAACUGAAGGCCCAUGCCCGACUAUGUCACGGUGGGAAACCCAGCACCUGCCCCUUCUGUGGCAAGACCUUCAAACACAAAGGACAUCUGUCUAGGCACAUGAGUAUUCACACGGGAGAGAAACCAUUUAGCUGUGGUGACUGUGGGAAGAGCUUCAAUCAGAAGGGGGGCCUAGGAAGACAUAUACUGACUCACACAGGAGAGAAACCUUUUAGCUGUCAUUUUUGCUGUAAAAGCUUCAGGCAGAAGCGGGAUCUAAGGAGGCAUAUACUGAUUCACACAGGAGAGAAACCAUAUAGCUGUGGCGACUGCGGUAAAGGCUUCAUUCGCAAGGAGCACCUAACUGCACAUAUGCGGACUCACACAGGAGAGUAGAGAUUUUUCUGUGGUGACUGCGGGAAAAGCUUCAAUCGUAAGGGGAAGCUGAGAAUUCAUAUAUGGACUCUCACAGGGGAGAAAUCAUUUAUCUGUGAUGAUUGCUGGAAUUGUUUAAUUACGAAGACUAAGGGCUCUAUUCAAUCAGUAUUUUGGAAGUUCAGCAUGAUUGCCAUUACAUUUCAAUGUUGCUGAGUUAGCGGAGACUGUAUUCACGAUAAACACUGCAUAUGUCGCCUCAAUCAGAAUUUACCUUAACAUUUCUAUUGUGCAAUCUGUAACGCUUCAGCAAUAUAGAGCCUUAACCUAACAUAUUUACGGACUCACACAGGGGAGAAAUCGUUUAGCUGUGGUGACCGCGGGGAAAGCCUCAAUAAGGGGGACCUAACCAGGCAUAUACUGACACACAGGAGAGAUAUCACAUGGCUGCCCAGUUUGUGGUAAAAGAGUCACUCAGAAGGUAAACCUACUGAAGCAUGGAAAAAGAACAUACACAAACAAGAUAAACUGAAAGAAGGAAGAAAAUAGAUGUUCUGUCAGAAGAUGGGAAUAAAAAUCAACUGUGGAUCAUUCAUGCUGUGUAUUUUAGAGAGAUACAUUAUGGAUUUACUUUUGUAAAAUGUUCUAUGUACAUAAAGUUUGAUUGGAUUUAAAUGAUUAACAAAUGAA